CUCUCUUUAUAUUUUCAUUAGUUUGUUACCAUAAAGUUAUCCCUUUGAAUACCCAAAACUAAACCCUGAGGCCAACGCUAACGUCUCUUCUCCGACUCUGACCAUCACCUUUGAAAGCGGAGGCCGUGGUUUUUCGGCCGGGAGAUGCAAAAACAAUGCUUCAGGCUCUAAAUCUAAGACCCCCACCUCCCAUUCUCGCCCUAUCCUUCUCAGUUUCCGAUGACCCAACUUGUUCCCCCCUCCCAUUACGUCGCCCUCGUAAUCCAAUGCACAAUUGGGCGCUUUUGCAGUCCAAGCUCAAGUGCAACGGCAGAUUCUCAUGCCUUUUCUCCGACAAUCGAAAAGAGGAACAAGCAAGGAAGGCAUUAGAAAGUGCACUUGGGGGAAAGAAAAAUGAAUUUGAGAAAUGGAAUAAUGAAAUAAAGAAAAGAGAGGAGGUUGGCGGUGGCAGUGGCAGUGGUGGAGGACGAGGAGGUUGGUUUGGAUCAGGCGGAUGGUUUGGUUGGUCAGAUGACCAAUUCUGGCCAGAAGCACAACAGACCAGUCUUGCUGUUCUUGGUAUAAUUGUGAUGUAUCUCCUAGUUGCAAAGGGUGAACUGUUGCUUGCUGUUGUUUUCAACCCACUGCUUUAUGCUUUGCGCGGAACAAGAAAUGGAUUGACUUUUGUAACUUCAAAAAUUUUGAGAAAGUCCUCUGCUAGUAAUUAUGCUGAGGUUGAGAUGAUUUCAAACAAAGAUGUCUCUGCCAAAGAUAGAGUUGCAAGGAAAUGGGGGAGCGAUUGAUCUUUUUGACCUUCAAAUAGGUUGCUAUGUAAUUUUUUGGAAAAUGUUUGGCGUCUAGAAAUAGUUCUUUUUUUUUUUUAUGUGGAUUACUUUAUUUCAUGUUAAAGAAUAGUUUCCUUUCAAACCAGAUGCUUGAGUUUGUUCCCUUCACCAAAAAUCACCCCAAAAGUGAAAUAUAUUGGAUUGUAUAAUUACUCUUCAAACUUUGUUAUAUCUAAUCUGACAUUUAUUUUCAUAAACCUACA
This is a messenger RNA of Cucumis sativus (cucumber), 1027 nucleotides long. RefSeq lists its product as uncharacterized. The transcript has 3 exons. The coding region runs from base 156 to 782 and encodes 208 amino acids. The record is from RefSeq and is a predicted model, not a curated record. NCBI's taxonomy places the organism in Eukaryota, Viridiplantae, Streptophyta, Magnoliopsida, Cucurbitales, Cucurbitaceae.